Molecule: messenger RNA, 6056 nt
Organism: Gambusia affinis (western mosquitofish)
Lineage: Eukaryota; Metazoa; Chordata; Actinopteri; Cyprinodontiformes; Poeciliidae
Gene: flt1
Product: fms related receptor tyrosine kinase 1
Exons: 30
Coding region: 224-4036 (1270 amino acids)
Biological process (GO): protein phosphorylation; positive regulation of kinase activity; multicellular organism development
Cellular component (GO): signaling receptor complex; plasma membrane
Molecular function (GO): ATP binding; vascular endothelial growth factor receptor activity
Source: RefSeq, a predicted model, not a curated record
GGAAAAGUUGCACUGGAGUUAAAGCUUGGCGUCCUGUUGCGUGAUUUCCCACAGCCAGCCUCAGGAAACUCACCGUCUCCAUUCACUGACCCAUCAGUCCUCCAUGAGCGCAACAGCCUGCAGCGCUGCGCAACCGUGGAGGGAGGGUAACAUCAGCAGCAGCAAGGAUAAAACUUCUUUUGUGUGUUAUAUAUGAGAGAUUGUUGCGUCGGAUUCAACAGACAUGAUGCAUUUUAUUUUUGUCUGCCUGUUUUGUGGAUUGUACGGCGCUUUUGGAAAAGGUAAUGAGCAAAAGGUGAGGUUCAACGUCCCGGUCCUGGAUGUCAACAGUACACAGCUGGUUCUGGAGGCCAACAAAACUUUGGCGCUCAAAUGCAGGGGUGACCGGGAGCUGUCUUGGGCGUUCCCUGGAGGUUUAGACCGAGGUGAAUUGAAAGUGGUCAACUCUCGUUGUGGGAAGACACGCCAGCUCUACUGCAGUCACCUGCGGAUCAGCCGCAUCCAGGGCUGGCACACCGGACUGUACCGCUGCCGCUACAAGCACCAGACCCAGAAACAGCAGUCCGUCUAUGUAUAUGUCACAGACAGCCGGCAGCCAUUUGUGGAGCACACCAGCAUGAGCCCAGGCGUGCUGUACAUGAAGGUGAGGGAGCCGCUGGUCAUCCCUUGCAGAGUCACCAACCCCAACAUCACCACCACUCUGGUUAAGUAUUACAGCAGGCCGCUGAGUCAAGACCAGAGAAAUAUUCUCUGGAACAGCAGGAAAGGUUUCACCAUCCAGACACCCAACUACUCCUGCAUCGGCCUCUUCCACUGCGAGGCCGUCAUUGACGGAGUCAAGCACAACUCACGUGUGUACUUUGUACACAGAACAGUGAGCAACAUCACAGAGGUUUACCUGAACACCAGCGGAUCUGUGCAGGUCCUGAAGGGGGAGAGGCUGGCUCUGAACUGCACUGCCACUGCAGAGCUGAACACCAGAGUUAACAUCACCUGGGACUAUCCUGGAAAGAGAAACAACGUGGGCUCCAGCUUUAAAAGGCUGGUGAAGCACCCGAUGCACAUGCUGUUCUACAACAUCCUGACCAUCCCGAAGCUCCGGCGGUCGGACCGCGGCCUCUACACAUGCCGUGUCACCAGCGGCGAGCAAAGCAAACAACAGCAAGCCAUGGUCACAGUCUACAAUCGCCCAUUCAUCCGUCUGAAGCCUAGAAAUGGAUCGGUGGUGGAAGUACAAGCGGGACAGAAAUCCUACAAACUUUCCCCAAAACUUCGGGCAUUCCCUUCCCCCGAGGUUGUAUGGUUGAAGGACGGCCGGGUGGCAGCAGAGCAGUGCUCCAGAUACCACAUGAACGGGACUUCCCUGGUCAUCCGGGACGUUGCAGAGGAGGACGCAGGGAAAUACACCGUCCUCGUACGGAUCCAGCAACACGCUCUCUAUCAGAAUCUCACUCUCACACUUCUAGUCAACGUGAGUCCUCAGAUUGGUGAGAAAGCAGUGUCGUUGCAGGACCCGGGCUCUGUACCGCGGGGGAGCAAGAAGUCGCUCCACUGCACAUCCCACGGAGUCCCCCCUCCACAUAUUCAGUGGCUCUGGCAUCCGUGCCCGUCCAAAGGCCUGUGUCCGACAUCCUCCUCCUCGCAGUGGAUCCCCGUGACGGAGAGUCUCCCUGCUUCAUCUGCGUACAACCACAUCCUGAGUGUUACUCACACACAGGAAGUCCUUCAGGGGAACAAGAAGACAGUAGGGGUCCUGACUGUUGCAGAGGCCUCGGUGUCUGGAGUGUACCGCUGCAUCGCCUCCAACUCUGCGGGAACAGACCAGCUGGAUGUUCCCUUCUACGUCACAGACGUCCCAGAGGGCUUCAGUGUAAACCAGCUGGAGCCGGCCAGGGAGGGCAGGGACCUUCACCUCACCUGUUCUGCAAAUAAGUACCUGUACACAGCGUUGUCAUGGCGAAAGCUGAAUGACACAGGUGAAUCCCGCACUCUGGCGUGGAACAUCCAUCACCUGGAACCGGGGGAGUUCUCCAGUACUGUGGUCCUGAUGCUGACGAACCUGACUAGCGGGGACUCUGGGGCCUACAGAUGCUCCGCCCAACAUGUCAUCAGUGGGCAGGAGAAGCACCUGGAUACCCAGGUGGAGGUCAAAACUCUGGAGCCUCCUGUGCUGCUCAGUAAUUUGACAGACUGCACCGUGAACGCCAGCAGCUCCGUGACUCUCAGCUGUGAGUCUGAAGGAAUCCCACCGCCAACCAUCACCUGGUACAAAGACGAACAGGUUCUGCAGCAGGGGUCAGGCAUCGUCUUAUCAGAGGGAGAUGGGACUCUCCACAUAGACAGAAUAACGGUCGACGACCAGGGUCUGUAUACGUGCCUGGCCACUAACGACAGGGGGUCUGCACAGAGCUCUGCUUUCAUUCGGGUCAACAGCGUAUCAGAAGUCUCUUUUCUGGAAAUUCCCACUCUCACCUGUACGUGUGUGGUGGCCACUCUCUUCUGGCUCUUGCUCACGCUCUUCAUUCGGAAACUGAAACAGCCCAACAUUUCCGACCACAAAGACUACUUAUCAAUCAUAGUGGAUACCGCAGAGGGGCCCAUAGAGGAGCAAUGUGACCGCCUGCAGUAUGACCCCAACCAAUGGGAGUUCCCCCGGGAGCGCCUCAAAUUAGGGAAACCUCUCGGCCGCGGAGCCUUUGGUAAAGUGAUCCAGGCGUCCGCGUUUGGUAUCGACAGCUCUACCGGCUGCAGGACUGUGGCAGUGAAGAUGCUCAAAGAGGGAGCCACAAGCAGCGAACACAAGGCUCUAAUGACUGAGCUAAAGAUCCUCAAUCACGUUGGAAACCAUCUGAAUGUGGUUAACCUGCUGGGGGCCUGCACCAAACCAGGAGGACCACUGAUGGUCAUUGUCGAGUACUGUCGCUUCGGAAACCUCUCUGCUUUCUUAAAGAACAAGAGAGACGUGUAUGUGCACAGGCGGCAGGCAGGUGGGACAGAUGCAGAGCUCAGUUUUGUUUCCACCCUCUUUGACAGCCAGAGCAGCAUCAGUGCUGAGUUUGGUGACACAGAAGACAAAUGCUCUAAUCCCAAAUCGCUGUCCUCCUCCUCUCCUCUCUUCCUCGAGGAUCUCAUUUCCUUCAGCUUUCAGGUGGCGAGAGGAAUGGAGUUUCUGGCCUCCCGCAAGUGCAUCCACAGAGAUCUGGCUGCCAGGAACAUUUUGUUGACUGACAAUAAGGUGGUGAAGAUCUGUGACUUCGGCCUGGCCAGAGACAUCUACAAAGACCCGGACUACGUCAGGAAAGGAGAUGCCCGUCUCCCUCUGAAGUGGAUGUCUCCUGAGUCGAUCUUUGACAAAGUUUUCACCACACAGAGCGACGUGUGGUCCUACGGCAUCCUGCUGUGGGAGAUCUUCUCUUUAGGAGCCUCUCCUUACCCCGGUCUUCAGAUUGAUGAGGAGUUUUGCCACCGGCUGAAGAGCGGAACGAGGAUGCGAGCGCCAGAUUACAGCACACCUGAAAUCUACAGCACAAUGUUGGCAUGUUGGGAGGCAAAUCCUUCAGAGCGACCCACCUUCACCAACCUGGUGGAGAUACUCGGAGACCUGCUACAAGCCAGAGUUCAGGAGGAUGGGAAAGACUACAUUCCUCUGGGAACUUUUGUGAAUGGCGCUCGCUUUAAGGAAAACUCAAAUGCAGUCACGAACCUGAGCUACAUGAGGGGUAUGGCCACGCUUCAGACUUUUGAGGAAUUACCAUGUGAGGAGCAAGACAGCCGUGAUGAGGAGCAGAGCGACAGCGGGAUGGUCCUUCCUUCAGAGGAGCUGAAGCAAAUGAUGGACAGUAACACCAAGAACAAGAAACUCAGCAGGUUAUUCAUGUUUUCCAAGUGUAGAGACAACCAUCCAUCCUUCCUGCGCAGCAACAUCUCCGGUCUCCGUGAAGACGAGCCCGCCAUCUUGCCCGCUGACUGGGAGUCCGACGAGGGCUGCUCUCCUCCUCCAGACUACAACUCUGCUUUCCUCUACCCUUCCCUUUAGCUUCUGGCUCCCGGAUGUGUAAUCCUCCGACAUCCUCCAACAGAGUUCAUGCAUCAAUAACCAACCAUCCAAAAACUUGCUCUGCUUUCACACUUUGCUUUUUGCAUACUCUACCUCAUAGUAACACCUGCUGGUAUUCCCACAACGUCCUCUUCUUUACGUCUCAAAUAAAACCUAGAGCAAGCUUUUUCAUACCAGAAACAAAAGAAGAAAAAAAUCUGCAUAAGUAUGAAGUUUCACACCAGUUGUUUUCUCUGUUAAGAGCAGCUAAUCUUCCAGAUCUUACAUAGAGCUUAUUGUAUUGGUACCUCCUGCUUUGUGAAGAGGAGCAUUGGUGUAUUAAUGUAAUACAGCAAUGCUUCCAGCACAACUGCUAAAUGCUGGAAAAAAUAUAUUAUUGUAUUCAUAUUAGACUGAAUGAAUAUCUGUAUUUAUUUCUACUUUGUAGAAAGCAUGUAAGCAUUAACCAUUUAUGUGUGUAUUUUUAUUAUUUAAUUCAGAAUUUACACUGUAUUAUAUUAAUGUGCCUCUAUAUCUAUCAGUUCAACAUUAAAAUCUACUUUCAGUGAGGUCAGAAACUGAAAUAUAGAUCGUUUUUAAUCUGAAACAGUCACCAUGACAUUUAAAUCAUUUCAGCAAAGUGCCAUGAAUAAACUGCCAACUGACAGAAAUUAAGAUUAAGGAUUAUGAAGAUGCUAUUAGUUGUUGUAAAAUAUCAAAUGCCUCACACGUUUUUAUAGCUUCAUUCACAGAUAUUAAAUAAAUGUAUAGAAUGCCAUUCUUUUCAGCUUGUUGAUUUCAUUUUCCUAUGAACAUUCAUGUCUUAUCAAUUGGGGGAUUUUUAUGAUGUAUUUUGACCAUAAAUCUCCCAAUUAUGAAGCAAACAAUAUUUACCGUCUUAGAAAACAAGGAUUAGAAGCACAUUUUUAGGUUUAUGGUGCAUUUUCUUAAGUUAUGCAAUAAGGCUAAAAUAUAUAAAUAAACUCCUGCUGAUAUUUGGCUAAAAAUCCAUUAACAAGUCCCACAUUGAUCCCCGAGCUUCUGAUCUAAUUCUGGCUCGAUAUUUGAUUGAUCUUCCUAUUAGAAAUGUCAGAGCUUGUUUAUAAUGGUUAGUUGGCUUUUCAGCCGAGUACUGAAAAAUGAAUUGUGGUUGUGGUCAUGGCGUAAGAAAAGAAUAUAAUCAAAGCGGCUAACAUAACCCUGAUUCAUGAACUUUAUAACCACAUUUGAUUAAUCAGAUCAGUCCAUCAAACCGCUCGGGGGUUGAAGUAUGAAAUAAUAAUAAUAAUAAUAAUAAUAAUAAUAAUAAUAAUAAUAAUAAUAAUAAUAAUAAUAAUAAUAAUAAUAAUAAUAAUAAUAAUAAUAAUAAUAAUAAUAGCGGAGCAUUAAACAGAAGUGGUUCUGAACCAGAUAAAACAUGCUAACAUUUUACUGUCUAUUAUUCUUGAAAUGUUUGUCAGGAAUUCAACCAAUUGAAAGGAUCGUAUUUGUUUGGGAUAAGAAUUAAAAUGCUAGUUAUCUUGGAUGACCACUACAGUUGAUCUUCUUACAUAACAGCAUGCAUGUAAUAUUUUAACCCCGUGAAGCCACAAGAAAUUCAAGCCUUUGCACAAAGUUCUUCAAUAAAUCAUUCAAGUUGUUUGAAAUAAUAACAAAAUUGCACGACAAUAUUACGCUUAGUAUUGGUUUUAUGAAGUUUCCCUAUUUGAACUUGGAUUUAUUUUUGAAAGUAUAUCUGCUCAAAUUUACUUUCAUGGAGAUAAGAGUCACAUUUGCCUUUGUGUUACAUGUUUUUUUAUUUGAUAGUAAUUGUCUGAUUUACUUUCAGUGUCAGUUUGUGUGAAUUGUUCCAGGGGUGUUCAGGUUUGCCUUGCAGAUCAGUCACUUUAACUACAUAGUGGAAAACUAUAUUAUUGUAUCGCAAAGAAUUAUGUUGUUUUUUUUUCCUCCCUUAAUGUCCCUGAUCUAAAACCUCCAUAAUGUAUUAUGUACAGCGAUAAAGUUGCCUAAAUGAAUAAUC